Messenger RNA from Triplophysa rosa, 2213 nucleotides. It is a transcript of the gene yars1, whose product is annotated as tyrosyl-tRNA synthetase 1. Gene Ontology annotation, biological process: tyrosyl-tRNA aminoacylation. The transcript has 14 exons. NCBI's taxonomy places the organism in Eukaryota, Metazoa, Chordata, Actinopteri, Cypriniformes, Nemacheilidae. The coding region runs from base 77 to 1666 and encodes 529 amino acids. The record is from RefSeq and is a predicted model, not a curated record. Gene Ontology annotation, molecular function: tRNA binding; tyrosine-tRNA ligase activity; ATP binding.
AUGACGAAAUAAUCUUCUACAGGAAGAGCCUGUCACCGGCACACGUUUCCUUGAGACCACCGAGGCAGCAGACAUCAUGGGUGAGCAGCUGAGUCCAGAUGAGAAGUUCCAGCUCAUCACCAGAAACCUUCAGGAGGUUCUUGGUGAGGAGAAAUUGAAGGAGAUCUUGAAAGAAAGGGAGCUGAAGGUUUACUGGGGUACAGCAACCACAGGCAAACCCCAUGUGGCUUAUUUUGUUCCCAUGUCAAAGAUCGCGGAUUUCCUGAAGGCGGGCUGUGAGGUGACCAUCCUCUUUGCAGAUCUUCAUGCCUACCUGGACAACAUGAAGGCUCCCUGGGAGCUGCUGGAGCUCAGGGUGAAGUAUUAUGAGCAGGUUAUUAAAGCCAUGUUGGAAAGCAUUGGGGUUCCUCUUGACAAGCUCAAAUUUGUGAAAGGCACAGACUAUCAGCUAAGCAGGGAGUACACUCUGGAUGUCUACCGGCUGUCAUCCAUGGUGACUGAACAUGAUGCCAAGAAAGCAGGUGCUGAGGUGGUCAAACAGGUCGAGCAUCCCCUACUGAGUGGUCUGCUGUAUCCUGGACUACAGGCUCUGGAUGAAGAGUACCUGAAAGUGGACGCUCAAUUUGGGGGUGUGGACCAAAGAAAGAUCUUCACAUUAGCUGAAAAGUAUCUGCCCUCUCUUGGUUAUACAAAACGCAUUCAUAUGAUGAACCCAAUGGUGCCUGGACUAACUGGAGCAAAGAUGAGCUCUUCAGAGGAGGAGUCCAAGAUUGACCUCCUGGAUAAGAGGGAGGAUGUAAAGAAGAAGCUGAAGAAAGCGUUCUGUGAGCCUGGAAACAUUCAGAAUAAUGGAGUAUUGUCCUUUGUCAAACAUGUGCUUUUCACUUUGCACUCUGAAUUCGUGAUUAAGCGAGAUCCAAAGUGGGGAGGUGAUAAAGUCUACACAGACUAUGAGGAGGUAGAGAAGGACUUUGCUGCAGAGAAAGUCCACCCCGGUGACCUGAAGGCCUCAGUGGAGGUGGCCUUGAACAAGCUGCUGGACCCCAUUAGGAAGAAGUUUGAGACCCCGGAGUUAAAGAAACUGACAAAUUCAGCCUAUCCAGAGGCUUCUAAAAACAAAGGAGAAGCCAAGGGGAACCCUAAACAGACAGCAGAGGAUGAUGAGAUCGUCCCAUCCAGACUGGACAUCAGAGUGGGCAAAAUCAUCAGUGUAGAGAAGCAUCCAGCUGCAGACUCACUGUACUUAGAGAAGAUUGAUGUCGGGGAGGAGCAGCCUAGGACUGUUGUGAGUGGACUGGUGGCUUACAUCUCUCAGGAGGAGCUGCAGGACCGGCAUGUUGUGUUGCUGUGCAAUCUGAAGCCCCAGAAGAUGAGAGGGAUUGAAUCCCAAGCCAUGCUGCUCUGUGCUUCAAUUGAGGGAGAGCCCAGGAAAGUGGAGCCUUUGGAUCCACCAGAAGGUUCAGCACCAGGAGACCGCGUUUACGUCGACGGGUUUGAAUCGGGGAAACCAGAUGAUGAAUUGAAACCAAAGAAAAAAGUGUUUGAGAAGUUACAGGUGGAUCUGAAGAUCUCAAACGAGUGUGUUGCACAAUGGAACGAAAAAAGCCUCAUGACUAAGCUAGGACCGAUCACAUGUAAAACACUGAAGGGUGGAAACAUUAGCUAAACUGUCUGUACCAUUUUUCUCCAAAUAUUUAAUUUUCAUGAUACCCAAUUAUCCCCAAGGCAACUGUUCAGUUUCACACUGCAAACUGAUUCUGGUGGAAAAACAAAUAUUGCCAUUGCGAUUUCACACAUUUUAAAUCAUUCCACCCUGUGAAUGCAACAGACGCAUAUGGGAAUCGGCUAUGAUUUACAUUGCCUGUAUUUGCCGUCUAAUAUGUGUUAAGCGUUGACAUUGAAUGAUCUUGUGCUCAGUUGAGUUGAAGAGUUCCUCUAAAAUUCAGGUCUUCCUGUGGUGCCAACAUCUUUCCUGGAUCAAUCUCCAACUAUUGAAACUAUUCAACCAUCUGUGGAAACUGUUCAGAUAAAAUGUACAUACACCACAAAUGUAGAUAAAUCUGUUAAGAGUAACAUUUUAGGAUUAUUUGACUUCACCGAUAAAGCCUGGAGUAUCAUGUAAUGUUAUAUUCAGAACUCAUCUAAAGUGUGGUCAUCUGAUGUUAACCAAACUCAUCUCAAUAAAUCAUAAAGGACCAUUCAUAAUCUUUUUC